CGGUCCCCCUAAACCCGCUCGAGUCGCAGGUGCGCGUGAUCGAAUCCCUUCCCCCACCCCCUCUUCUCUCUCGCUUCUCUAGCGAUCGGAUUCAUUCGAGUUUCGAACCCUCGCGACUCGCCCUCGUGUCGCUCCGCUUCGCUUCUCGUUUUUGCUUCGCUCCCUUAGGUGUAUGUGAGAGCGAGAGAGCGAGAGGGAGGGAAGGGGAGAGGAGGAGGAGGAGGAGGAGGAGGAGAAAAGGGCGUCGGAUCGGUGGAUCCGAGGGUCGGGAAUGGCGCAGAAGCCUCAGCAGCAGCUGAGGGAGCUCGGGUCGAAGCUCGAGACGCCCCCCGCUUCGAAAGAUGCUCUCGUUAAGCUCCUCAAGCAAGCUGCAAACUGUCUAUCUGAGAUAGAACAGUCACCGUCGGCGUCAGUUUUAGACUCUAUGAAACCCUGCCUCAAUGCAAUAGCCAAACAAGAAUUAUUGAAGCAUCAAGAUAGGGAUGUCAAAGUUCUGGUUGCCACAUGUAUAUGUGAGAUUACCAGAAUAACUGCUCCAGAAGCUCCCUAUAAUGAUGAUGUUUUGAAGGACAUUUUUCAAUUGAUUGUCGGCACAUUUAGUGGAUUGAGAGAUGUUAACAGCCCAUCAUUCGGGAGGAGGGUUGUUAUUCUGGAGACUCUUGCAAGAUACAGAUCAUGUGUUGUGAUGUUGGACCUCGAGUGUAAUGAUCUCAUCAAUGAAAUGUUUCAUACAUUCUUUACUGUUGUCAGUGACGAUCAUCCACAAAAUGUUCUCAACUCAAUGCAAACAAUUAUGGUACUCAUUGUUGAUGAGAGUGAAGAUAUACAAGAAAGUCUCUUGAGUAUCAUUCUAUCAGCUUUGGGAAGGAAAAGAACUGACUAUUCUAUGGCUGCCCGAAAGCUGGCUAUGAAUGUAAUAGAGCGUUGUGCAGGAAAACUCGAACCAUUUAUAAAGCAGUUUCUCAUAUCAUCCUUGUCGGGAGAUAGCGGUUAUUUGAGUGAUUCAGUUGACCAUCAUGAAGUCAUUUUUGAUGUUUACCAGUGUGCACCCCAGAUGCUUACAAAAAUAGUUCCUUAUAUAACUGGAGAGUUACUGACAGAUAAGCCAGAUAUUCGGUCUAAAGCUGUUGAGUUACUUGGGGAGCUUUUUUCAUUACCUGGAGUACCCGUCUUGGAAUCUUUUCAGCCACUUUUUUCAGAGUACUUGAAGAGAUUGGCAGAUAGAGUGGUGGAAGUCCGUGUUUCUGUAAUCGGGCACUUGAAAACUUGCCUAAUGUCAAAUCCUUCCAGGCCCGAAGCUCCUCGGAUUAUUAAGGCACUUUGUGAAAGAUUGUUGGAUUAUGAUGAAAAUGUUCGAAAGCAAGUAGUUGCUGCAGUUUAUGAUGUAGCAUGCCAUUCAUUAGAUGCCAUUCCAAUUGAGACUGUGAGGCUAGUUGCAGAGCGUCUUCGAGAUAAAUCUUUAUCCGUCAAGAAAUACACUAUGGAGAGGCUGGCUGAUCUUUACAGGCUUUAUUGCCAAAAGAGCUCUGAUGGUACGAUAAGUUCUGAUAAUUUCGAGUGGAUACCGGGGAAGAUAUUGAAAUGUCUUUAUGACAAAGACUUCAGACCAGAGACAAUAGAACAUUUGUUAUGUGGUUCUCUCUUCCCGCCUGAGUUCUCAAUUAAAGAUAGAGUGAAGCAUUGGAUAACAGCUUUCUCGGGAUUUGAUAAAGUUGAGGUGAAGGCUCUUGAACAAAUUCUUCUGCAAAAGCAAAGGUUACAGCAGGAAAUGCAAAAGUAUCUUUCCCUUAGACAAACAUAUCAGCAGGAAGAUGCUCCUGAUCUCCAGAAAAGAAUUUCUGGCUGCUUUCGGAACAUGUCUCGCUUGUUCAAUGAUCCUGCAAAGGCUGAGGAGAGUUUAAACAUGCUUAACCAGUUAAAAGAUGCAAAUAUAUGGAAGAUAUUGACAAGCUUACUCGAUUUUUCUACUAUGUUCAGUCAAGCAUGGUCUUCUCGGGAGGAAUUACUUAAAAUCCUGGGAGAAAAACAUCCACUCUAUGAUUUCAUGAGCACGCUCUCAAUAAGAUGUUCAUAUUUGCUAAUCAACAAGGAGUUUGUUAAGGAGAUUCUUUCACAAGCUGCUGAACUAAAAUCUGCCGGAAAUACGAGACUUAUUUCAUCAUGCAUGGAUCUUCUUACGGUAAUUGCUGGUUUCUUUCCUUUGUUAUUGGUUGGUUUAGAGGAAGAUCUCGUCCAUCUUCUGAAGGAAGACAAUGAAGCACUUAAAGAGGGCAUUGCACAUGUGUUGGCCAAGGCUGGUGGGACAAUUCGUGAACAAUUGGCCAUGACUAAAAGUUCUAUUGACCUACUGUUAGAGAGGCUUUGUUUAGAGGGCACCAGGAAGCAGGCCAAAUAUUCUGUUCAUGCCCUAGCCGCAAUAACAAAGGAUGAUGGUCUCAAGUCACUUUCUGUACUAUACAAGCGGCUUGUGGAUAUGUUGGAGGAGAAAACACACCUGCCGGCCAUGUUGCAAUCUUUGGGUUGUAUUGCUCAGACAGCAAUGCCAAUUUUUGAAACCAGGGAGGAUGAAAUAGUAGGGUUUAUCAUUAACAAAAUUCUUCAGUGCAGUAAUAAGGCUGAUGAAGUGUCAAUACCUAAAACUGAGUGGAAUGAAAGGACGGAAUUUUGUUCUUUAAAGAUAUAUGGUAUUAAAACUCUGGUAAAGAGCUACCUACUUUCCAAAGAUGCUCAUUUAAGACCAGGAAUUGAGAAACUUAUGGGGAUCCUAAAGAACAUUCUCUCUUUUGGUGAUAUUUCACGAGAGACAGGUUUAAGUGCUGUUGAUAAGGCACACUUAAGGCUUGCUGCAGCAAAAGCUGUUCUUCGCUUGUCAAAGCAAUGGGACCAGAAAAUACCUGUUGAUGUUUUCUAUAUGACCUUGCGAGUUUCGCAGGAUGACUGUCCUGAAUCAAGGAAAUUGUACCUUAACAAAGUCCAUCAGUAUAUAAAGGAAAGACUACUGGAUCCAAAGUAUGCUUGUGCCUUCAUGUUGAGCAUAAAAGACUGUCAAUCUCCGGAGUAUGAAGAGUGCAAACACAACCUACUUGAAGUGGUACAAAUAUGUCAGCAAGUAAAGGUGCGGCAACUCUCUGUACAAGCCGACAUGAACUUGCUGGUGGCUUAUCCAGAGUAUAUUCUUGCUUAUUUGGUCCAUGCCCUUGCUCAUGAUCCUUCUUGCCCCAAUGUCGAAGACUGCCAGGAUCUUCAAGCAUUCGAACCUACUUACUGGCGAUUGCAUCUAUUUCUUUCAGCGGUUUUGCUUGGAGACGAAGGUUUGCAACCUGGUGGUGUUUCCAACAGCAAGCAGGAGAGUUUUAUAACGAUAGCUUCUAUAUUUCACAGUAUAAAGUGCUCUGAAGAUCUUGUAGAUGGGAAAAAGUCAAAAACUCUACAUGCUAUAAGUGAUCUCGGCCUUUCAAUUGCAAAAAAAUUAGUACCCGACCAGACGGAUGUCCCAGGAAGUGAUAUGGUUCCAUUGCCAGCUCCAUUGUACAUGAAUGUUGAGAAAAACCAAGAUGAAAAUACUGUGGAUAAAAGUGAGGAAACAUUGUUGGACUUGGGUGGAGAGAGUGCUCUGGCCCACUUUGAAUCACUUCAUGUUGAAAGUAAAGAAACGGUCGAUUCAGGUGAUGUCAAAGAUGAAAUGGUCGUACAAGAGAGUGAUGAGAAUGGCAAUGAAGUUCCUCUCGGGAAGAUGAUGAAACUUCUUCGAUCCCAAGGAGCCAAGAAGAAGAAAAAAGCAACAAAGAAACAAAAUUUAUCUUCUGAUGUUUUUGAUUUUGAAAAUGAAGUUGAUGUUUUAGGAGUUAUCAGAGAAAUAAAUAUGGACAACUUAGAAAAUUCAGAAACGAUGAAGGUAAGUAGAGACAAUAAAGGUGGAAAGGCAUUAGAUUCGCGUAAAAGAAAAAUAGAGAAAGCUAGCAUUGCAGCAGCCACGCCAACUCCAAAACGCAAAAGGUCAGCCUCUAGCCAAAAGGUAAUGAAGGGGAAAGACAUGGUUCAGUCUACUGAUUCAGACUUGUUAAUCUCUUGCCUGCCAACAAAUACGAAAAAUGGAAAGAAACAUGCUGAUGAAUUACAUACUGAAGGAGCCAUCAGCAGUGAUUCAAAGAAAAGCACGACUCCAGAAGAUGCUAAAAAGUUAGCUGGUCAAUCUGGAAAUUCAACUGGUUCAGUCAAGAAGCGUAAAAUAAGAAGCAUUUCUGGGUUAGCAAAGUGUUCACAUAGCAAUGAAUUAGAUGAUGAAGAAAUAGUUGGAUCAAGAAUAAAAGUCUGGUGGCCGCUGGAUAAGCAGUUUUAUGAAGGCAUUGUACAGUCUUAUGAUGCAAAAAAGGAAAAACAUGUGAUCCUGUAUGAUGAUGGUGAUAUAGAAGUUCUUAACUUAGCAAAGGAGAAGUGGGAGGUCAUCAGUAAUAAUGGUCAUCUGCCGAAAAAGAUGAAAAAAUCCAAUCAUCUAUCUACAAAUAAGAAAUCAUCGGAUGAGAAAAGAGAGGAUGACAGCAAGCAUGGUGACCUCAGACAAUCUAAAAAGUCCACAAAGAAGUCUGCAUCUUCUAAAAGUAAAGAUACUGUGGGAAAACACAAAGAUCAUGACAGGAAAAGAACAUCAAAAGGUAGCAAAAAAUCAGAACACCUUGAUGCGGAUAACAGGGCUGAUUCUAACUUACCAAAUGCCCAUUCUCACUCCGGUUCUGAAGUUGAAGAUGCCAAUUCUGAUGGUCAUGAAGAGGAUGAAGCUCCAACUUCUCCUCUAAUGGAAGAACCUGAGGCAGGGCUGGAAGAGGGAAAAGAGGAACUUGGAAAGGAGCAGAAACCUGAUUCCUUGAAUGGAGAAGACAAUGAAGAAUCUGAUGAUGAGCCAAUUAGCGCGUGGAGAUCACGUGUAGCAAAAGUCACAUAAACUUGCUCCAAUCUACUAUAUCUCAGAGCGCACAAACUCGAACAUGGGGAUUUUUUUUUUUUUUCUUUCGAAUGUUCAUAUAUUCUUGUUUGUUCCUCCCUUACUCAAGCUUCAUGUAAGAAAAACACCACAGGUUAGUAUGAAAGAGCCUUGCAAAAUGAAUGGUGCUUAUAUCAUCUGUUACAUUGCCAAGGCAUUCUCGCAGACGACUUUUGCGGAUCGAAUUCACUGAUCUUGCCUUGGUUGAUCUUCUAGAAUCGCUCGUCCUGUGCUUAACGAAUGAAAUUCUGGCACUGGCUGGUGGUACUUUCUGACAUACACUAGGCAUAGCUAAAUUAUUGUAGGAAGUAGUCAGGUGGAGUUUUAGUGCAAAAUCGUGUCAUCGUUCUAAUUAGUUCGGUUGCGGGCAGUGUACACUAAUUUAAUUCGGUUGAAGGUGCUUGUGGAUCUUGAUCAAUAUUGUUGACAUGACUAGCUAAAUACUAGAUUGCUGAUUUAGUGUACAGCAGUAUUGUUAUCUCGUUGUCAGUUUACUUGUCUAUCUAGUCGACUCCUAUUAAUCUAAACAUGGUAAUUUUAUGAAUAAAGGACUGACUUGCUUCACCAUUGUAA
Molecule: messenger RNA, 5551 nt
Organism: Ananas comosus (pineapple)
Lineage: Eukaryota; Viridiplantae; Streptophyta; Magnoliopsida; Poales; Bromeliaceae
Product: sister chromatid cohesion protein PDS5 homolog A
Exons: 33
Coding region: 272-4939 (1555 amino acids)
Biological process (GO): DNA repair; mitotic sister chromatid cohesion
Cellular component (GO): chromatin; nucleus
Source: RefSeq, a predicted model, not a curated record